GCGCUCACAUCACAGAGGGAGGAGUUGCCAAAGAGUUCUAGAGCUCGGGCAGCGUGUGUUGAUGUGACAAAUAAGAGCGGCGCAAAAGGGGGAAACACAAGCGGACUGCGCAAACGUCGUUACGGUGCCAUUUCCGGGGAUGCGGCUCAGGAUCUACUUGGGAAAAGUUUGACAUUUUGGUGGGGGGAAAAGGGGGUGUUUGCAUGCAAAGAUGCAGCGACCAGGAGGGCAAGGCACUGCUUUUUCCAUCGAUUCCCUCAUAGGGACCCCCCAGCCCAGACCGGGACACCUGCUCUACACGGGCUACCCCAUGUUCAUGCCCUACAGACCCCUGGUCAUCCCGCAGGCCUUGUCCCACUCGUCUCUCUCCUCCGGGAUUCCUCCGCUGGCCCCGUUGGCUUCUUUCGCGGGGCGCCUCACCAACACCUUCUGCGCAAGCUUGGGCCAAGGCGUGCCAUCCAUGGUGGCGCUCACCACCACCAUGCCCAACUUCUCCGACCCGCCGGACACCUUUUACCCGCCCCAGGAGCUGCCGGGCCCGCGUCUAAGCGCGGCCGAGCCCGGCGCGAGAAGGCAGGAAAGCCCGCACUCGGACGAGCUGCACGGUCGGGAGAAAAGCUCCGAGUUGCUUAACUUCUCGGAAAGUUUUCAGACGAUAUCAGGCGAGACUAAGCUGUACAGUUCAGACGACGAGAAAGCGGACCUGAAGUCUGCCGAGGCCGCGUGCAGCGACCGUGAUGACAGCUCGGCGGACAGCGAGAACGAAAGCUUCUCGGACGGCAACACCUGCGGCCCCCUGUCGCAGAAGGCCAAGCUGAAACUCGGGCCCCACGACGCGCUGCCACCCGGCGCCUCCUCUGCAGGGAAGAGCCGCCGGAGACGAACCGCGUUCACCAGCGAGCAGCUGCUCGAACUGGAGAAGGAGUUCCACUGCAAAAAGUACCUUUCGCUCACCGAGCGCUCACAAAUCGCGCAUGCGCUCAAGCUGAGCGAAGUCCAGGUCAAGAUCUGGUUCCAGAACCGCCGCGCUAAGUGGAAACGCAUCAAGGCCGGCAACGUUAACAACCGCUCGGGGGAGCCCGUGAGGAACCCCAAAAUUGUGGUGCCCAUCCCAGUGCACGUCAACAGGUUCGCCGUACGGAGCCAGCACCAGCAGAUAGAACAAGGGACGCGGCCGUGAACGCGAUGACGUCAUACAAACAAACAAAAAAAGUUAUGAACACUUAACGAGACUCCAGCAACUGGAGUGAGGACUGGAAAUAUGCUGUCACUUUUAUUUAUUGAUUUGUGAAUAUGUAUAGAUUUAACAAAACAGUAAAAAUGGGCACUAUGAAAAUAAUGUGUAAAGAUUUUUUUUAAGUAUUUAUAUGUCAGGCCAAAUCUUUCUGUUGGUUGCAUGUCAUUUCUCAUUUAGUGGCGAGUCUGUUCAACUUUUUUUUUUUGUACAAUAUGUUUGCAUGUAAGAAGGUUUUGUUUGGGAAGAACCACGUUGGAAGGAUUAUGAAAUGAAAAUGACCAAACAAGGGACAAGUGUAAAGUCUAGUGAUCUAAUAAAUCCAUUUCUAUAUCAAA
Syngnathus acus (greater pipefish) is the source of this 1572-nucleotide messenger RNA. RefSeq names its product gastrulation brain homeobox 1 (gene gbx1). The transcript is spliced from 2 exons. Gene Ontology annotation, molecular function: RNA polymerase II transcription regulatory region sequence-specific DNA binding; DNA-binding transcription factor activity, RNA polymerase II-specific. Gene Ontology annotation, biological process: regulation of transcription by RNA polymerase II; regulation of nervous system development. The record is from RefSeq and is a predicted model, not a curated record. Gene Ontology annotation, cellular component: nucleus. NCBI's taxonomy places the organism in Eukaryota, Metazoa, Chordata, Actinopteri, Syngnathiformes, Syngnathidae. The coding region runs from base 212 to 1180 and encodes 322 amino acids.